AUGAAGCAACUUAACACCGUGAUAACAGAUUUAUCUGUCACAUCCUGUGCCUCACCUGGCGUCCCAGUCGCCUGCCCUCUGGAAAAGAGGACAUGGAAUCGACUCGAGAAAGAUCUCUACCUUCACGCAGGCGAGCAGGCAGCAUGGAUAUACCUUGAAGAAAGGGAUAAGGCCGAUGUUGCCAAUGGCAAUCGCGUCAUCACGGAUAUCUGGGUUGGCGCCACGAAGCCCCCCGGUGAUGGCGAGGACAGCUGGGAGCAACGAUCCUGCGGCAUUUGGAUCCUGAGAAGUCACUACACUGACAACUAUUUGAGAUUAUUGACAGGUAUUGACGUUCUCUUCGGAACGGAUGCUGUCGACCCACGACCAGGCUGGACACUAUUACCCGCACCCCUCCAACUUGAGGAUCAACCGGACGUGCCCGCACCGAGGCUUUCAGCGCGAUUUGGUCCACCAAUACCCAGACCUGACGACCCGAAUGCGCCUUUACGUGUCAACAAAGACGGAAAAUUCAAGAUCGUCCAGAUUUCCGACACGCACAUGGUCACGGGUGCUGGAGUUUGCAACGAUGCCAUGGACGCAAAUGGUCAACCUAUACCUAGUAUUGAAGCUGAUCCGAACACGAUUAAGUUCAUUGGGGAAAUUUUGGACGUCGAGAAACCCGACUUGGUGAUUCUCAGCGGGGACCAAGUACAUCAUGAUAUACCAGACACACAAUCCCCUUUGUUCAAGGUUGUGUCACCUUUGAUCAGUCGAUCGAUUCCUUUCGCGGUGGUUUUUGGAAAUCAUGACGAUGAGGGCACCUACGCGCUGUCGCGCGGAAAGCAAAUGGCAAUACUGCAAGAUCUCCCAUUUUGUCUAGCACAGGUUGGGCCCGAGUCAGUAGAUGGUGUGGGCAACUACUAUCUCCAACUCUUUUCCAGCGACGAAAAGCAGGUCCCAUUAGCAACAAUGUUCUUUUUCGACUCUCAUGGGCAAAUCACGAGUGAUGGCAAGAAUCCCGACUACGAACCAAUCCAGCAGAGUCAAAUCGACUGGUUCACCUCCACUUCACGGCAUCUUAAAAAGACCCGCAUUGCAAAGAGAGACGCUAGCUCUCCCUUUCUUUCUUUGGCUUUCAUGCACAUACCCUUCCCCGAAUACGCAGGAGACGAUUUGUCGAUAAGCGGUGGCAAGCGGAGAGAACCAACCGAAGGCCCCAGCAUCAACACGCAUCUUUACGAUGCUCUGGUGCAAGAAGAGGUUUCUGCGGUGGGCUGUGGGCACGAUCAUGUCAACGACUUCUGCGCUUUAUUGCCGAAGUUGCAGCGAGGUCAUUUGGUAGAACGUGACGAUCAAUCGGUCAAGCAUGGCCCGUGGCUCUGUUACAAUGGAGGUAGCGGGUUCGGGGGUUACUGUUCCUAUGAUGAAAAUCGUUACUACAGAAGGACACGAGUCUGGGAGAUCGACGCGAACAAGGGCGAUUUGAAGACAUGGAAGCGCAUCGAGUACUCCGGUAACCGAUUCGAGGAAGUAGUACUUGUAGAAGGUGGCCGAAUCACAGCUCCCUCAACAAUGUUAGAAACCGAGAAGACAUGCAGAAUCCUAUAG
Colletotrichum abscissum is the source of this 1590-nucleotide messenger RNA. RefSeq names its product phosphatase DCR2. NCBI's taxonomy places the organism in Eukaryota, Fungi, Ascomycota, Sordariomycetes, Glomerellales, Glomerellaceae. The transcript has 2 exons. The record is from RefSeq and is a predicted model, not a curated record. Gene Ontology annotation, molecular function: phosphoprotein phosphatase activity. Gene Ontology annotation, cellular component: cytoplasm. The coding region runs from base 1 to 1590 and encodes 529 amino acids.